Molecule: messenger RNA, 4436 nt
Organism: Bufo bufo (common toad)
Lineage: Eukaryota; Metazoa; Chordata; Amphibia; Anura; Bufonidae
Gene: RFX1
Product: regulatory factor X1
Exons: 20
Coding region: 977-3523 (848 amino acids)
Biological process (GO): regulation of transcription by RNA polymerase II
Cellular component (GO): nucleus
Molecular function (GO): RNA polymerase II cis-regulatory region sequence-specific DNA binding; DNA-binding transcription factor activity, RNA polymerase II-specific
Source: RefSeq, a predicted model, not a curated record
GAUCUGUUAUUCCGGAUGAGACGGAUCCGGUAUAUUUCCGUUUGCAUACGGUUUGCCGGAUCCGGACCCUCAUGGAUGGCAGUAGCGCACAUCCAUGUCUGUGAAAGUCUAUGGAAGGUCGGAAGUCAGCCAUGCCAUAAUAAGCCUACUGCAGGAACACCCCUUUAAGUGGUGUAAGGGGGUUAUCUAAAGCAACAUUCAGACCCCACUCCAGUAUAUCAGACUGUGUCAGGUCCGUAUAUCAGCGCAUGGAAGUCCAUACCAUUAGAUUUCACAACUAAAAUUCAACGCUACACUACGUGGACAUUAGGAACUAGAACUCCCAGACGCCUCUGUUCUUCGCGCAUGCGCACUGCCCACCGAUAACUGACAGGUGUCCUCAGCCAGUCGCCACAUGACAGGAAUCCAGCAGCGGCCUAUCAACUUCUGGAAAAGAGGAAGCAGUUUCCAUGGUACCGCGGGAGGUUCGGCCCGCUAACCAAUCACAGGCAGAGUUCUAAUGACUGACAGGGAUUCCACGAAUCAGAGCUCGUCAAGCUCUAAAGACUACCGCCCCCUUUUCCUGACACUUGUUUUUUACCCCUAACCGGGCCGCACGUCACACUUUGACUGACAUAUCAUUCCACCAAUCAAAUCGCGUUCUGCUUCGCCUUCGUUGACGACAAGAAAAAAAGAGGGAGGGACGGUAGCAACAGUUGCCCGGGUGAGGGACGGAGCGGCCAUAGCCACGGUAGUCGUGGCGACAAGAACCCCGGCAACGGGAAUCAACAACAACAACCGCUCCCGGCAUCCAGGGUCCGGUUACCUCACCGCAUUUUCGGUGUAUCCGUUACCAGCAGGGUGGGGUCGCUCUUAUUUUCCCACCGGGUACUCCCCGGGAUCCAGGACUGGAGAGAAGCGGGAAACGCCCGAUAAGUUAUCUGAGACAGCGCAGCGACAGAGAUACAGUCGCUAGGGAACGGGACUCUCAGUCACAAUGGCUACCCAGGCCUACGUGACAGAACUCCAGGCGACUCCACCUCCGUCAGGGCAGAGCGCCUCCCAGCAGUACGUGGCGGAGCUGCAGGUGACUCCGCCGGCACCCACUUCUCAGUCGGCCGGUCCUCAGACGCCGGCCCCGCAGCAGUACAUAGUAGUGACUGUAUCUGAAGGCACCAUGAGAGGCAGCGAUGGCGAGCUGAGUCCCGGAGGGUCGUCCACCACUCAGACCGGGGUGCCCACGCAGGUUGUGCAACAAGUGCAAGCGGCUCAGCAGCGCCUGGUGGUGCAGAGUGCUCCAAAGGCGGCUCAGGUCUCCCUGGCAGUACACACAGUGCAGCAGGCGGCACACUCGCCACCAGAGAGUGAGAGUGCCGUCCUGAAGACCUCCCAGAGUCAGCCCCUGCAGGUGCACGGCACCCCCCAAGAGCGCUCAGUUGUGCAGGCAACUCCUCAACCUCAGAAGUCUUCUCCUGUCCAUCAGCUGAAUGUCCAGGGUCUGCAGCACGUCCAGGGGACUUCAGAGGUGCAGCAGUUACCACCGGUUUCUGUACAACAUGUAUAUCCCGGGCAAGUUCAGUAUGUGGAAGGAGAAGAUGCCACCUAUACGGCCAGCACCAUACGCUCGGGAUCCUUCCCCUAUUCAGAGACUCCUCUAUACAGCCAAGCCACAGGAUCCACUUACUAUGAUUCUCAGAGUGCCACGGGCCAGGUCAGCUCCCCAACAUCAUCCCCUGCUAUGGCCAGCAGUCCUUCAAUCCCCAUGUAUGUAUCUGGAGGACAGAUCCUUUCCAGCACCACUCCGCCUGGGUCUUCUGGAGGAGCUGGAGCCAGCGGAGGGUCAGGAUCCGGGACCUAUGUUAUACAGGGUGGAUUUAUCAUGGGAAAUGCCCCUCAGUCCUAUUCUCACACCACACGUGCCUCCCCUGCUACGGUGCAAUGGCUUCUGGACAACUACGAGACAGCAGAAGGGGUGAGUCUCCCACGUAGCACCCUGUACUGCCACUACCUGCUGCACUGUCAGGAUCAGAAGCUGGAGCCGGUGAAUGCCGCAUCAUUUGGGAAGCUCAUCCGCUCAGUCUUUAUGGGGCUCCGCACCCGUCGGUUGGGGACCAGAGGGAACUCCAAGUAUCACUAUUAUGGUCUCCGAAUUAAAGCCAGCUCCCCCCUCCUGCGCCUCAUGGAGGAUCAGCAGCACCUCGCCAUGCGACAGCAGCCCUUCUCCCAGAAACAAAGGAUGAAGCCCAUCCAGAAGAUGGAGGGAAUGAGUAACGGAGUGGGGGGAACCCAGCAGGCGGCCUCCGGCCUCUCUGACAUCAGCUCCCAGGUUCAGCAGUACCAGCAGUUCCUGGAUGCCUCUCGGACACUUCCAGAGUUUGGUGACAUAGACCUGCAGGGAAAGUCACUUCCAGAUGGCAUAACUUUGGCCAAUAUCAAGGCCUUUCAGCUUCUCUACCGUGAGCAUUGUGAGGCUAUAGUGGACGUGGUGGUGAAUCUUCAGUUUACCUUGGUGGAGACGCUCUGGAAAACCUUCUGGAGGUUCAACCAGGCUCAGCACAGCGACAACACAGUAGAUGAUGAAGCAGAGAAGCGUUUGCCUAAGGACAGCCUAGUUCUCCUAUCUAAGUAUGAGCCCCUACUGAAAUGGUGCCGGGACUGUGAUCAUCAGCUGUACCAGGGGCUUGUGGAGACGCUUAUCCCAGAUGUGCUUCGCCCUAUACCCAGUGCUUUGACACAAGCCAUUCGUAACUUUGCCAAGAGUCUGGAGAGUUGGUUAACAAGUGCAAUGAUGAAUAUCCCAGAGGAGAUGGUGAGAGUGAAGGUUGGUGCAGCAAGUGCCUUUGCCCAGACUUUACGCCGCUAUACAUCACUAAAUCACCUGGCUCAGGCAGCUCGGGCCGUGCUGCAGAAUACCGCCCAGAUCAACCAGAUGCUCAGUGACCUCAACCGGGUAGAUUUCACCAAUGUACAGGAGCAGGCCUCGUGGGUGUGCCGCUGUGCUGACCGGGUGGUCCAGCGUCUGGAGCAGGACUUCAAGUUGACCCUUCAGCAGCAGAGCUCCCUGGAGCAGUGGGCAGUGUGGCUGGACGGGGUUGUCUCCCAGGCGCUGAAGCCUUACCAGGGCAAUCCUGGAUUUCCGAAAGCAGCAAAAUUGUUCCUACUAAAGUGGUCCUUCUACAGCUCCAUGGUGAUUAGGGACCUCACCCUGCGCAGUGCUGCCAGCUUUGGUUCCUUCCAUCUGAUAAGACUCCUUUACGAUGAGUACAUGUACUACUUAAUAGAGCAUCGUGUGGCUCAGGCCCGUGGAGAGACUCCUAUAGCUGUCAUGGGAGAGUUUGCCAAUGCUGGGAGCUCAUCACACUCUAUGGAUCAAGACAAGGAUGAAGAAGAGGAGGAGGAGGAAGAGAGUGACGAGGAUAUAACCCAUGAGCUGCCCCUCACUGACGCCUCCAACGCCCUAGGAUCUGAUUCUCUCGAACCGCCCAGCAAGUUAGCUCGGACCGACGACGAGGGGAUCUUUGUUCAAGUCGUCCCCAACACCUAAUUGGACUGGCCAAAGAUGCUCCAAAACCCUGGCAUGGCAGCGUGGAUGGGACAGAAUUUGGGGACACCCAUGUGGGUGCCCCAAAAAUGCACUAGAUACCAGAUCCAUAAAAACACGGAAAGAGGCUCUUGUGUGAGUCUGUGGCUGUGUUACACUGUAUGUAUAUUGUACAUAGAUCCAUACACAGCCACAGAAGCACAGGGUAGCGGGUUGUGUAUGUACGUGUCUACAUAUACGUCAUCCUAUAUACAAUGCUGUACUGAUUGUGAAUAUCGCGUGUGUGUCUAUAUGUAUAUACAUAUUCUAUCUAUACAGAGGCCUACUAAACUUAUAUCAUUUGAAAGCGAGAGACCCUACAGGGCCAGUCGGCUAAUUCUCAGUGCCAUGACAUUAUAUACAUGAGCUAUAUAAUCAGCAGUCUAUCCUAUAUGCUGCCAAAAUAUAUGUACGUUGCUGGCCAAAUUCAGUAGUGAUCUAUAAAUCAGGCUUUGGAGCUUUUCAGGUGUUGAGGGGCACUACAAGUGCCAAGCGUGCCUGCUCACUGGGCAUUGUAACUCCACAACAGCUGGACAGCUGCAGGGUGCCUACCUCUAAAUCGUUAAUGUGUUCUACUGCCUUAAGUCACCCCACCCCCCUCCUCCCAGCUUGUGUUCCUGUGGAUAACAUGCCUAACGUUAAUGAUAUUGAAUAUUGUGAUAUUGUCGCAGUGGGACGUCUGCGCGCCGCAGCCCACACCAUGGCCUUACAUGUCUUCUGUUCGUCAAACCUGUGUAAUCCGACCGUCUGUAUCUGGGAGGGGAGGAGGCAUUGUAUUUUGUCUAAAGCGAUAUAUAUAUAUAUCUCUAAAUCUUAGUUUUGUGUCAAUAUUAAUGGAAGGGGCAGAUGGGCGAGGAGGGGAACUGCAAGAAAAACA